UUGCAUGACUCACGAAUGACCCACUUCUAUCCAGCACUGCGCGCCCGCCUUUUCUCUGAGGGGCUGUGGCGCCUUCCUUCACGCCAGUGUCCACGGAUGAGCUUACUGACAGGUGCAGCGUCUGCACCCCCCGCCCCGCUCGUGCCCCCUUUCCGCGUGUCUUGCCCCGCGCACCCUCGCCGCCGUUUGCCGCGCGCCCCUUGGCACCGCUUUCCCUCCCCGCUCACCUCGGGUUCUAGUCCCUCCAGACCCGAUGCCCAUGAUCCAGGAGCUCCGCGGACCCCGGGCCGUGUCAUCUGUGAGCUCUUCAGGCGUAUUGUCCCUGCUGGCCACGGCGGGAUGGGCCUGAGUCCAACCGCUGGUGGGGAGUACGGGAUCCGCCUCUCCAAGAUCCCAUGGCCGCGCCCCAAGUUCACCUCGAAGACCAGCAGUACCGAGUCAAGUGACACCCAGCCUGCCACUGGACCAUCAACCGUGUCCCACUCAGAGUCAGCGAGAUCUCAGGCGCUGUUGGUCCAGCUUCUGCCAAAGCGGUUCAAGCAAGGCUGCCGGUUAGAACAGGCCAGAAGCUUGCCUCGCGGAGAGAAGCCAGUAAUUGACUUGGAGAUCACACCCAGCAAGAACAGAACAGAGCUGACUGCAACACCUAAGUUGGAGAUAGAAGGCAACCUAAAAAAUCAAGCAGCAGAGAACAAACCAAGACCUAGACCUGGAGACCUGAUUGAGAUUUUUCGAAUUGGCUAUGAACACUGGGCCAUCUACGUGGAAGAUGAUUGUGUGGUUCAUUUGGCUCCCCCAAGUGAGGAGUUUGAGGUGGGCAGCAUCACAUCUAUCUUCAGCAACCGUGCUGUGGUGAAGUACAGCCGGCUGGAGGAUGUGCUGCACGGCUGCUCUUGGAAGAUCAACAACAAGCUGGAUGGGAUAUACCUGCCCCUCCCCGUGGAUAAGAUCAUGCAGCGCACAAGAAACAUGAUCAACAAGAUAGUGCAGUAUAGUCUCAUCGAAGGGAACUGUGAGCACUUUGUCAAUGACCUUAGAUACGGCGUGCCCAGGAGCCAGCAGGUGGAGCAUGCCCUGGUGGAGGGAGCAAAGGCUGCAGGUGCUGUCAUCUCAGCAGUAAUGGAUAGCAUAAGACCCAAACCUAUGUCUGCUUGAAGAUGCUGCAGAAUCCGAGUGCAGGAAGAGUCACCUACAGAGAUGCACUUACUUUUCUUCUUCCCUGCCUUCCUCACUCUGUGGCCCUGUUUAAGAAGACUAUGAAUAUUCAAAACACCUAAGUCCACUGAUCUCCACCGUUGGAACGAAGGAGUGGUUCUGAUGGAAGAUCUGAAAUUGUCCCUGUAGAUUUUACUCUGUGGAAAGCUGAAGUCACCCGAAGAAGCUAGAGAUGGUUUUUCCCAUGGCUCUAGAAAUGGCUGGAAAGCAUGGAGGACUCGGACAGCAUGCAUCAGCAAGAUGGAAACCUUAAAGUGUUUGAGAGAUCGUAGGCUGCUUGUUCAGGGGCCUGUCUCCUGCUGGAAGAAACAGACACAAGGAAACACUUUGGUGUUUGUCCUCCAUCCCUUUCUCAGCAACCCCAACUUGAUUCCUCGUUCAGCUUCUUGGAUACUGCAGCCUGGGCAUAUUUCUUCGUUGGCAUUUUCUCCGCCCUUUCCCACCAGCCUGUGUAGCGUGCCUGGCUGUCCUGGAUGCUUGCAGUCAGACAAGCCCUCAUUUCUGCACAUCAUGACUAGCAAGAAACCAGUACCUGUGGUCCCCUUUCUCUGUCCACCCAACACCUGGGAGACAAGCUGGGCUCCCAAGUCUUCUUUCAGUCUUGUAACUCACGUCUGUGUCAGGGCUUCCUUCAAGGUAGAACCUAAGCACCAGGCCUCUACAAGCACAUCCCCUUUAGCUUUAAACUAGCACUGUCCUGUUUUAGUGGACUUCUUAAUGAUUUUGAUGCCUAAUAAGCAAACAGGGAAUUCUUUGAUUAACAAACAGCUCCCCCAGCAUAAAGUGUUUAGUGACUCUCAUAGUGAACUCACCCACCUCUUGCUCACUGCUCUGGCUUUCUGGUGUGAACCCCAUGGACAAAAUAUAUCAUCAAUUAUGUUCCCUCACCCAUUUAAAAACAAAACAAAACAGGCUUUGGAGAGUGUGCAAAAUCCCAUGUGCUGGCUUCCUGCAUAUUUGUCAGCCUAUAAGCAAUGACUCAGGGUACUCGGGUGCCAGACCAUUGACAUUCAGAGACAGGAGAAGGAAGACACAUGGGGCCAUAGACUGCUUCCUGGACAGCAGUCCCUUCUAUUUCCAAGCUGCCAGUAAGGCCAUGAGCUCUGGAAUUCACAUCUCACACCUUCAAGAUGAGGGGGUGAGACUUUAUUAAAGAAUUUUU
This is a messenger RNA of Phodopus roborovskii (desert hamster), 2377 nucleotides long. It is a transcript of the gene Plaat5, whose product is annotated as phospholipase A and acyltransferase 5. The record is from RefSeq and is a predicted model, not a curated record. Gene Ontology annotation, cellular component: cytoplasm. Gene Ontology annotation, biological process: N-acylphosphatidylethanolamine metabolic process. The transcript has 7 exons. Bases 16 to 1155 code for a protein of 379 amino acids. Lineage: Eukaryota; Metazoa; Chordata; Mammalia; Rodentia; Cricetidae. Gene Ontology annotation, molecular function: A2-type glycerophospholipase activity; glycerophospholipid phospholipase A1 activity.